Messenger RNA from Gadus morhua (Atlantic cod), 4088 nucleotides. It is a transcript of the gene pitpnb, whose product is annotated as phosphatidylinositol transfer protein, beta. NCBI's taxonomy places the organism in Eukaryota, Metazoa, Chordata, Actinopteri, Gadiformes, Gadidae. Gene Ontology annotation, biological process: phospholipid transport. Gene Ontology annotation, cellular component: cytoplasm. Bases 125 to 937 code for a protein of 270 amino acids. Gene Ontology annotation, molecular function: phosphatidylcholine binding; phosphatidylinositol transfer activity; phosphatidylinositol binding. The record is from RefSeq and is a predicted model, not a curated record. The transcript is spliced from 12 exons.
UGGCAGGUACCAGACCGUGUCAGGGUCCACGAGCCAAUCAAAUCAUCUCGAUAGGCGGGGCAAACUUGUUGAUAAUUCCGUUUGACGUUGCCCCCAACUGCGCAGCCGCAGCCUGGGAACGAAGAUGGUGCUCGUCAAGGAAUACCGCGUGGUUCUACCUGUUUCUGUGGAAGAGUACCAAGUGGGGCAGCUGUACUCUGUGGCUGAGGCCAGCAAGAACGAGACGGGGGGCGGGGAGGGCAUCGAGGUGCUGAAGAAUGAACCGUAUGAGGCGGAGGGGGGAGAGAAGGGACAGUUCACACACAAGAUCUACCAUCUGAAGAGUAAAGUCCCGGGGUUUGUGAAAUACAUCGCCCCAGAGGGAGCGCUGACUUUUCACGAAAAAGCCUGGAAUUCUUAUCCGUACUGCCGCACCAUUGUGACGAAUGAGUACAUGAAGGAUGACUUCAUGAUAAAGAUUGAGACUUGGCAUAAACCUGACAUGGGCACAGUAGAAAAUGUCCAUGACUUGAAUGACAUUGAUUGGAAGGACGUGGAGGUCGUCCCUAUAGAUAUUGCUGAUGGAGAGGAUGUGGCCGCCGCGGACUACAAGCCGGAUGAGGAUCCGUCGCUGUUUCAUUCAGAGAAGACUGGCAGAGGUCCUCUGAGUCCGGACUGGAAGAAUGAGCUGAAAGCUGAAUGUCCUAACAUGUGUGCAUACAAACUGGUCACGGUCAAGUUCAAGUGGUGGGGUCUGUCAACCAAAGUGGAGCACUUCAUCCAUAAGCAAGAGAAGCGCAUCUUUACCAACUUCCAUCGCCAGCUGUUCUGCUGGAUCGACAAGUGGAUAGGGCUGAACAUGGAGGACAUCCGGCGGAUGGAAGAGGAGACCCAGAGAGAGCUGGACGAGAUGCGUCCCAAGGGAGAUGUGCGGGGCACCACGGCAACAGAAGAGUAGGUUACUCUAGAGAGACUGGAGACAGGCUGACUUCGCAAGGUGGGUCCGAUCCGAGGCAUGAGUGCUGCUCACGAGCAAUGAGGCCAAACAACCCUCCAACCCCACCAUGACGACGUCGUCGGAGACGGACCCCGUCGGAGCAGGCCGCGGGCCCGGGCUUCGCUCUGCCGCCUGUCACCCUUCUCACAUGAUUCAUUCUGGGGUUUGACCACAUUGGUAAAACAGUACUGUACAGAUUCUACUCAAAUCAUUAGCCUCCCCAUAACUCUGAAAAGUAAUACAGUUUUGCAGAAUUAUUUAAACGAAAAAAAGGACGAGAAAAAGGAAACUUUUUACACAGAAUGCAAAUUGCCUGAUAUUGAAUUAUCGUCUGGUUUAUUGAAAUGGUUUUAUUUAUUGUGUCUCACUCCUGGGCAUGAAUUAUGAGAUUCCCUGAUAUUUUCCCUUGUAGUAGGGAUAUUUCCUUUUACCUCUGUAAAUCUCCACUAAAUUCACCAUACCUUUCCUCCUCCUUUUAGCAAAAAGAAAUUCCCCUUAUCUCCCGUCCACUCUAUCUGGCUGUGGAGUGGAUCCUUUUUCUUUUUUUAAAGAAACAUUGUAAGAAACUGCAAAGACUAAUAGUGUAUAUAAUGGUGUAUGUAUUUUAGUCUCUACAAGAAAAAUUUGUGCUAAAGCCUGAAUUAAUAAGUUAAUCACUAUUGGUUUUUAACCAUGCCUACACACACACACACACACACACACACACACACACACACACACACACACACACACACACACACACACACACACACAUUCAACGCUUCAGCUAUCAAGUGCAUGUGGGAAACGACAACAACUGACCGUUUUGGUUUCUUUGGCAAGAGUGUCCCAUUGUUACUGUUUAUCCUAAUAGCGUUGACUCUGUUGACUUAAGAGAUGGAUAAGUGUCCUCCUGGAUCUUUGUAGAAGGUGUGUGUGUGUGUGUGUGUGAUAGACAGACAAUCUAUGUGCUCUUCUGUUUUUCAUGACCUGCCUUCGACUUUUUUAGGAUCGCGGAGGUAGGAUAGUGUAGUGUACGUGGUUGGAGUCUCUCCCCUCUGACCUCCCCACUUCCGUAGCCUACCUGUAAUGCAUCCUUGAGCAAGAUUCCCUAAUUCCACACCAGGCCAUUUAAUAACCCGAUAUAAAGAAUUCAUUAGAUAAUAACGACUGCUAUGUGACUCAAUGGUUAAUGGUUAAAGUAAAAAAGCGGUGCACAGUGGCGCAACAUACUCGCCCUUCAUUUCAAAGUAAAACCCUUGCCACUAAACCAGCUGACUGAAGUCCCAGAUGCAAUACUGUUUGUAUCUCUGGGAAGUGAGGCGGUAAUAUGGCAAUUACCACCAUAGGUGCCGCCAAAGGGAACAAAACGGAAAUCUUUGAGAUUGCCUCUUUAAGAAUUUCAACUUGGUGUGAUUGGUCUUCUGCUAAAAGGACACCUUGACUUAUUCUUUGUGCUGCUCCCUGUCAAACUGUCCUCACACUGUUGUGGUACGGAACCUCACCGUGGCAAGGGCUGAACCCAGUUAUGUCUGUGUUUGUGUGUGAGAGAUCUUUUCCCUUUUUAUAAUGCCUUUCACUUUAUGACUGACUGAACAUUGGCAGAUCGACAUAGCAGGUUACAGUUGACGAUAGUUUCUGUUUGAUGCAAGUCUUCUCUGUUUGGCAUGAGUAUACUUAUGGAUAAUUUCAGAUACAACCUUUCUUAUUUUGGGGGAAUUUGACUUAAGAAUGAGGUUGGCAUUAGAGAGUUGACAUCUUGAGGGUGUAGUUCAGAGUUCUUUCAACUCUAUUCUUUCAUAAAAAUGUAAAUGGAUGGUACUUAUUCACUGUAGUCAGUAUCUGGUAUCUUUGGCCCUUGUCUUGAUCUGCCACUAGGGGGCAGCUUCCCUCGAGUACAAACAAGUUCUUGAAUUAAUUUGGCCAUCUGGGGUUCUGUUAAAUAUCUACAGAGCAAAGGCUUCGUCCAAUCAUGUCUGUAUUUAGCUUGAGGUUUGGUGACGAUGACGGUUGCACUAUAGUGAUUUUCGUUUUAUAAAUCUGUUCUAUACUUUCAUGAGCUUUGGUGUUUGAGAUGCGAUGGAAAACAUUAUUUCUUUAGAGACAUGACAAACCAACGAGUUAUAUUUCCCUGACUAGAAGCCUAUAAUAAAUUAGAAGAAGCAUCAUCCUAUAAUGUAGAUAGAAGAUCCAUUCUACCAAUUAACAAUGGAAAUGUACUUGGAUUCAUAUUCCUAUGCUAAGACGUAAGGCAUUUAGCAGAUCUAGUCAUUUUCUACAUUGAAGUAGUAACGUCUAUAGUUAUAUUAAUGACCCUCGAUGACGCGUGCUAUUCCUCGUUAAAGACGGAGCAUGACUACGCACUGCUUCACAAGCCACAGUUUUCACUUUACCUCUCCCCGCUCCUGGGUCUACUGCGUCAUUUAGGAAGUGCAUGUGUCCAACUAAAAGUUUUUUUAUAAAUGCAAGACAACCCGAGAAGUCCAAUUUUAUAUCGUAAGAAAAACGAGCAUGGCGCGUAUCAUUGACGCACAGCAAAUGACCUGGAUGAAAGAACACGGUGUUAUGGUAACAACUCAAGACAUGGAUCGGUUUUGCUCGGUGUUUUUUUUUUUUUAUGCAAGUAUUUUCUAUCUAUAUUUGUUAUUCACGAUCGUUUUACGUUCUCAUCAUUGCAAAGCUAGAGAAAUUGUUAUUUUUUAAAUGGAGCUUUCAAAAGUAUGACUGGGUUUUUGAAAUGAAUAAAGGAACUUAUUAUGGGAUAGGACUGUAAAUGAUGCCAGAUAGGUCGACUGUUGGGUGAGGUUUAAAGGCUACAAGGAACAGGUUUAUUCCAUAACACUGUAUCUUAAUAAUCAUGUCAAAGCAUUUGCAAAGGCUACUGUUUCUUUAAUGUAUUUAUUUUGUUUGUUUAUUCGUGUUUCUCUUUUAAUUUCAAGACAAAGAAAAGAUUCACAAUGCACUCUAUUUUCUCUUUCAUUAAAAGAUGAAUUUCAGGGGAAUUGGUAGUGAAUGUAUAACUCUUAGUCGUUUGUCUUAUUUUCACAGUACUCAUGAUGUGACUCAAGGUCUAGAUAAUAGAAUAUCUAAUACAUUUGAACAAAUAAAAAGUUGUUUUGUUUAUUCUGCUCAA